AUGGCGGGCGCGGCUUGCGACGCGGGUGUCGCGCUUUUCAGGGCGAGGUUGCUCGUCAGUGCCCUCUCUGCCUUGUCAUCUCUGCCUUCCGCUUCUGCUCUUCUCGCUUCUUCCUCCUCUUUCGCGCGCAUGUCUCCUUCUUCUCUGCGUUCUUGCUCGUUUUCUUCCCAGGGCUCCGCCCGCGUGUCGCGACGCCCGUCUUCUCCCUGUCUUCCUGCUCCCUCUCUCUCGUCUGCGGCCGGUGGCGCUGCUUCCUCCGCUGCCUCCAGUUGUCUCCAAUCUACUUCUUCGCCUUGUUUACCUUCUGUGAGCGCCUCUUUUUCGUCUUCUCUUCCCGUAUCUCUUCUCGCUGCAUCUUCGUCUCCUCUCUCGCUUUCGCUCUUUUUCUUCUCCGCACAGAAAGCAAGCAGGCCCCUGGCGCCGGUCUUGCUGUCUCGGGGCAUCUCCUUCAAGAACCGCGCGGAAUGGAGGGCCUUCAUGCGUCUGCCGCCGAAGUCGCGCGUGGAGCCUCGGCGUUCCAUCCCGCGUAUUUACCCGUGGCGGAUGGCGCACAAUCCUCUGCCUCGCCGGUAUCCGCUUUACAAGCACCGCACGCUUUUUCUCCCGCUGUCUCUCCCCUCGUAUGCGCCGCAGCCUGCGAUCUCUGGCGUGCCCGUUGCGCCGCUGACUGUGACAAGCAACGCCGCCGAUCUCCCGCAUUCCUUUCUUCUGCAGAAGGCCGUACGGGAGCUGCAGCCGCUCGCGGUGCGCGGCUCUUCUUCUUCCGUGACUUCCUCUUCUUCCUCUGCCUCUUUAUCUCCCUCUUCGCCGCUUGAGCUGCCGCACGUCCUCAGGGACGGCAGCGUCCGCAGCAGACGCGGCGCCGCUGCCCCCCCCUCGUGCGUCGCCGCCCGCGCAGCGGCGCUGCGGCGCGACGCCGUCGAGGUCGCCUCGCAGUUCUCGUCUGCAGCGGCUGCGCCGCAUCCCCCCCCUCCCCUCCGCGCGUCGGGCGCCACGUACUCGGGAGCUUUCGUGGUCCUCUACUCCGCAGACGAGUUCGCGUCCUUCGCGGCAGUUCGCGCCUUUCUCGACGCGCGCGCGCCGGGAGUAAGGCUGGAGGGGCGGCAGGAGGCGGGCGCUGGCCUCUUCAAAAUCCUCCGCAGAGACGAUAGCUUGCCGGUCUUCGUGAAGGACGAGACGAAUCGACCCGACAAAACUCGAAGGACAGCCCUGGCGCGACGUGAAACAGGGACGGCGGCAGUUCGCAACAUUCUCCUCGCAUGUGGCGCAGCUGGCGACCCGUCAGCGGUUUGA
This is a messenger RNA of Besnoitia besnoiti, 1293 nucleotides long. RefSeq lists its product as uncharacterized. The transcript is spliced from 3 exons. NCBI's taxonomy places the organism in Eukaryota, Apicomplexa, Conoidasida, Eucoccidiorida, Sarcocystidae. The coding region runs from base 1 to 1293 and encodes 430 amino acids. The record is from RefSeq and is a predicted model, not a curated record.